UUAUAAACAGGAGACACUUUCCAUUCUCAAAUCUCGAGUCAUUUUCCAAGAACUCACCGCUCCUCCCGCGAGAAGAAAAAACAUCACCACCACCACCACCACAACAUCCACGGCGUUCUUGUCGUCGUUGCAGUGACAAGAAGAAGAUCUUGGUCAUCCAUGGCGUACAACCACGACCAAAUGCCGCAGGAACAGGUCCCCUUCCGCCACUACACGGACCAGGGGCACCACCAGGGCAGGGACGGCGUGCACAAGUUCUUCUCCGCCUCGAUCCUCCGCCCCCAGAACUUCCUCCGCCUCGACUCCGAGCCCAACGGCGCGCACAACGACGACGACGACGCCGCCGCCGCCGCCUUCGACGACGACGACGGAGGGGGAGGAGGGGGAGGAGGAGAGGAAGAGAUGGCCGAGGACGACGACGGCGGCGGCGGCGACUACGAGAGCGCGAGGCACAAAGCCGAGAUUUUGAGCCACCCGCUGUACGAGCAGCUGCUGAACGCGCACGUGUCGUGCCUCAAGAUCGCCACGCCUGUCGAUCAGUUGCCCAGGAUCGACGCGCAGUUGACGCAGUCGCAGAGGGUGGUGGCGAAGUAUUCCGUGCUGGGGAAUGGUGGGGUCGUGGACGGGAAGGAGCUCGAUCAGUUCAUGACACAUUAUGUUCUACUGCUCUGUUCCUUUAAAGAGCAAUUACAACAACAUGUUCGUGUUCAUGCUAUGGAAGCAGUGAUGGCUUGUUGGGAGCUGGAGCAAGCACUUCAGAGCUUAACAGGAGUAUCUCCUGGUGAAGGGACAGGGGCUACAAUGUCUGAUGAUGAUGAGGAUCAAGAUGAUAGCGAUACCAAAUUGUUCGAUGGAAGCUUUGAUGGGCACGACAGUAUGGGAUUCGGGCCUCUAGUUCCGACUGAAAGCGAGAGAUCCUUAAUGGAACGGGUGAGGCAAGAGCUGAAGCAUGAACUCAAGCAGGACUAUAAGGAAAAGAUUGUGGAUAUCCGAGAGGAGAUUCUGCGCAAGAGGAGAGCCGGAAAGCUGCCAGGUGACACCACCUCUCUGUUAAAAGCAUGGUGGCAAUCACACUCCAAGUGGCCCUACCCAACAGAGGAAGACAAAGCAAGGCUAGUACAAGAGACGGGCUUGCAAUUGAAACAGAUUAAUAAUUGGUUUAUAAACCAACGGAAAAGAAAUUGGCACAGUAACCCAUCGUCUUCCACAGUUCCCAAGAGCAAGCGCAAGAGAAGCCAUGCAGGUGAUCCGGAUAAAGAGAGACCUAUGUAAUGCAGCGUCAAAAACCACUUUCCAUCUAUUGGUUUGCAACAGCCGCCACAUGUGAGUCCUUUCGACAGGAAAGGUCUCGGCCAAUAGUUACAUGGGCAGCGAGAAGACAGCACUUUAAAGAUGGUAUAGAAGAGCUAAUGGUGGAUCAACUAUGCACUUCAAUAUACUUAAAAACCAUGCUUAUGAAGAAAAAAGUCGAAAACCCCCCUCGGCUUAUUGCCCAGCUCUUUCAAAAGGAGAAUGUGUAUUGCUGUGAUACUGUGUUUAACUUGCCAGAAACGUGUUGGCACGAUUGCUAUUAAUUUAUCUCGCAACAACAUUAGUGCUUAUCUGAUGCUAAUCUAAUGAUCGUGUCUCUUCAUAGUGGAGUUUUUAUUCAUAA
Messenger RNA from Syzygium oleosum, 1654 nucleotides. RefSeq names its product homeobox protein knotted-1-like 3. Gene Ontology annotation, cellular component: nucleus. Gene Ontology annotation, molecular function: DNA binding. Gene Ontology annotation, biological process: regulation of DNA-templated transcription. The transcript is spliced from 6 exons. NCBI's taxonomy places the organism in Eukaryota, Viridiplantae, Streptophyta, Magnoliopsida, Myrtales, Myrtaceae. Bases 160 to 1272 code for a protein of 370 amino acids. The record is from RefSeq and is a predicted model, not a curated record.